GUGCUCAGCAACUUGGUUGAGGUUUAGCGAUGUCUGGACGCGGCAAGCAGGGCGGCAAGGCUCGCGCCAAGGCCAAGACGCGCUCGUCCCGCGCCGGGCUGCAGUUCCCCGUGGGCCGCGUGCAUCGCCUGCUGCGCAAGGGCAACUACGCCGAGCGCGUGGGCGCCGGCGCCCCGGUCUACCUGGCGGCGGUGCUCGAGUACCUGACGGCCGAGAUCCUGGAGCUGGCGGGCAACGCGGCCCGCGACAACAAGAAGACGCGCAUCAUCCCGCGCCACCUGCAGCUGGCCAUCCGCAACGACGAGGAGCUCAACAAGCUGCUGGGCAAGGUGACGAUCGCGCAGGGCGGCGUGCUGCCCAACAUCCAGGCCGUGCUGCUGCCCAAGAAGACCGAGAGCCACCACAAGGCCAAGGGCAAGUGAAGCAUUUUAGCGUGUGGCGACCUUUUACACCCAAAGGCUCUUUUCAGAGCCAUCCAAAUUUUCAAGUAAAAGAGUGUGUUGCUGAAAAUACCAGGGUGAAAUUAAUGGUUUUGGGCGUUCUGUGGUCUCAUGUCCUACGUGAGUCUGUAGGUGGCGCAGUUGCGCGUGAAGUGACCAGGCACUUUGUGUCCCGACUGUGGGGCAGUUUUGUCCGGGAGUACCAGUUUUGCACAAGGAACAAUAUUUUAACGUUAGCCAACAUUUCACAGGAAGCAAGUUUCAGAAAAGGUUAGAGACAUUACAGAUAAAUUCAUGAAAUGGGGAAACCAAAACUAAGGAACGAAUGGAGAUGUACUCCGCAUAACACAGCAGAAUUUUUAAGGAUGUUAUUUGGAUGAGACAGCUAAUCGGUUUAUUGCAAAGUGGGCACAGUCGGUCUUCAGAUCUUGAACCGAGGUAAAAACUUGUAGACCAAUUUUAGGAUGAGGUCAUGCAAAGACUAGACUUGGAAAUGGCACGAAUAAAGCUUGUGACGGUAGCACAAGGCAAAAUAGACGGAUUCCUGAGGUGUAAUCUUUCCUUCCUAUCACACUUGUUAAACCAGAACAUUUUACAGGCUUUUGAAGUGUUUCAUUGUAGGUACUAAGAAGUCCAAAAAUUAAAAAAAGUAAUUUAGGAAAUGAUCUCUCACGGGUUAUAAACUAAGAAACCUUCACGGAUUAGAAAUUGCAGUAACCUAUCCAAUCAAAAUUUCCAGUCAUCCACCAAUCGCCUCGUUCAUUUUCAACCAAUGAUUUUGGUGCGCGGGAAUUUUGA
Messenger RNA from Octodon degus (degu), 1238 nucleotides. Its product is annotated as histone H2A type 1. Gene Ontology annotation, cellular component: nucleosome. Gene Ontology annotation, molecular function: DNA binding; structural constituent of chromatin; protein heterodimerization activity. The transcript has a single exon. Bases 30 to 422 code for a protein of 130 amino acids. The record is from RefSeq and is a predicted model, not a curated record. Lineage: Eukaryota; Metazoa; Chordata; Mammalia; Rodentia; Octodontidae.